CCACGUCAGCAGUGCCACGUAAGCAGUGCCACAUCAGUCACAGUGCCACCUAGUACGCAGUGCCACGUCAGCAGUGCCCCGCCACCAUGACGGGAGCAGCUCUGGGCAUGCCAGGCCAACUGGCCAACGAGUCCCUUGCUGACUACAAAAAGCAGUUCCAGGCUCAGAUCGCACUGAUUGAGGCUGAGGAACAACGCCAGCUGGCAGCCGAGGCUGCCCGCCUACACGCUGAAGCAACGGCAACAGCUGAGAAGCAGCGGCUACAGGCCGAAGCAGGCGCAGAUACCCAGGCACGCCGCAACGAGGCCAAGGAUCUGCUGCAGCGGCAUGAAGCUGCUAGCAUCGAAAGACUCAAGUUCUGGCACUUUGAACCGUCCAACGACGACGAUGCGACACCAGAGGAGCUGCACAAGGAAUUCCUCUCCAAACUCGUGACRCGGUUGCUAUAUGCUUGCAACUAUCAACAGUCCGAGCUAGAGAGACAGAACCAGGAACUGCAGCAACAGUACCACGAUCUGAAGAAACAGCACCAGGAGUUGGCAAACCUCCGCCGGACAGUGAAGAGCCGCGAGGAUGCUACACGGGCACUCAAUUCCCGUGUACUGGACCUGGAGCAAGCUGUACCAGGACCAAACGCUGGGGUAUCCAGCAGUGCACCCCCUAACCGCCAACUGGAGGAACGCGUCGACCACGUCGUCGCAAUGCUCGGCGACAUCAGUACCUUCGUUGCGCCAACCACCAUCAGCAGUCAGCUAGAGACCUUGAAGACCGAGGUCCAGCAACUGCAGUUGCCUAAUACAUAUGGCAACAGCUCAAAUCAAUACAAGAUGCCAACUUUUCAACUCGAGAAGUUCGACGACUACACGCAUCAGGACCCAGUGCUCUGGUGGGAAGCUUUCACAACGCAACUUCGGAUUCUGCCUGUCGCCAAGCACGUGUACAUCGGCUCCCUGUUCAUGAACUCAAAGGGUGGAUGCCCGAUCUGGUUAACUUACCUGGCAGCCACCCACGGCGUCGACGUCGUAAAUCUGAGAGACAAGAUCACAUGGGAAGAGUUAACACGGCUGUGGAAGAAGCGAUUCAUCGUCGACGACGCACCAACACUCGCCAUCAACCGUCUCUUCACCAUGACUCAAGGCAACGCAGCAACACGUGACUGGCUCACGAAAUGGCAGGAGAUCGCGGCAACGCCCGAUCUUGACUUACCAUUUUCGUAUCUGCGUUGUAAGUUCUAUAACAGGUCAUGCGCUGCAUUGAGCCAGACACUCGGUGAUCGCGAGCAGUACUCAACUUUCACCGAGAUUAUUGACAAGGCGAGAGAGAUCAUCAAGACCAACAGGUCCGCUGCACACGAGAGAUCAGCAUGGUAGCCAACCUAUGUGGAGAAGGUAAAGACUGGUCCGCGGACGCAGCAUGUCGCUGCAGUCCAUUCAGACAGUGGAGAAGACCCAGCAGCCGCCCAAGC
Messenger RNA from Chara braunii, 1465 nucleotides. The record is from the annotation of a GenBank genome assembly. NCBI's taxonomy places the organism in Eukaryota, Viridiplantae, Streptophyta, Charophyceae, Charales, Characeae.